GUUGACUACAAUCAACCUAGAGGACACAAGAAAUGUCAUCAAAUGAAGAAUUCAACCCUUUUCAUGGCACCAUCAGGUGAUAUAUAUAUAAUACAAUCAAAACUCACAGUCGUAGCUUAUAUAGACGUAGAGACGGAGAAAAGAUCGGUUGUAUGAAAGUUGUCUGGCAGCCGAGCCGAGGCAUUCAUCAUGUCUUUGGGAUAUGCAGAGAAGCUGUCAUACAGGGAGGAUAUUGGUAAUGUGGGAAUGUCAGAGCUGUUUGAUCCUCCUCACACUCUCCAGGCCAAGAUAGAGGAGCUGGCAAAACUCAUCGAAGAGAGCAAACACCUAGUUGCUUUCACUGGUGCUGGCAUCUCUACAUCAUGUGGUAUUCCUGACUUUCGUGGACCAACGGGUAUUUGGACUCUUCAGCGUCAAGGGAAACCACUGCCAAAAGCGGACAUGCCAUUUCAUCGAGCAAUGCCAGGUCUUACACAUAUGGCACUGGCAGAACUAGAGAAGGCUGGAAUAUUGAAAUUUGUCAUUAGUCAGAACAUAGAUGGACUGCAUCUGCGAUCUGGUAUACCAAGGGAGAAGCUUGCUGAGUUACAUGGGAACUCUUUUAGGGAGAUUUGCUCCUCAUGUGGUAAAGAGUAUGUCCGGGACUUUGAGGUGGAGACUAUAGGACUGAAGGAGACUGGGCGGCGUUGUUCUGAUCUAAAUUGUGGUGGGAAACUCAAGGACACAGUUCUUGAUUGGGAGGAUGCAUUGCCAUCAAAAGAGAUGAAUCCUGCGGAGAAGCAUUGUAAGAUGGCCGAUCUGAUCAUAUGCUUAGGAACUAGCCUGCAGAUUACUCCUGCAUGCAACUUGCCCUUAAAAUCUGUUCGUGGUGGCGGCAAGCUUGUAAUUGUCAAUCUUCAGCCAACUCCAAAGGACAAGAAAGCAGCUUUGCUGAUACAUGCCCAAGUCGACAAGGUCAUUGCUGGUGUAAUGCAGUUUCUGAAUUACAAAAUUCCUCCAUUUGUUCGAGUGGACUGCAUCCAAGUUAGUUUAUCCUAUCCUUCAAAGAAGAAAAGGUAUGCAAAGUGGAAGUUGAGGAUCUCAAGUGUACAUGGAAAUAAUGCAGCCUUGCCUUUUAUCAAAUCUGUGGAGGCAAGCUUUCCAGAUAGGCCUCAUCUAAAGUCUGCUUUCUUGACAGAUCAGCCCUUUAAACUACAGAGGGAGACUUUGAGAUCAAAACCAUUCAGAGUUUUCUUGAAGCUUAAUUUUGGCAAUGGGUGUGACUGUUCAUCAGUUCAACUGGAUUAUCCCAUUGAUUUUCAGGACACCAUCGAAUAUUUUGAACAUGGAAAAGGCAAUGUAAUUGAGACUUUAAGGAAUAGAGCACUAGAGGAUGCAACAUGUGGACACGUUUCUCCAAUACAGAGGAAACAAAUGUUACAUUCCAAAGGAACAUAUACUGAUUAUGCCAUUGUCACAAGUCUUGUGAGACAUGAGUAUAUGGCUUCCGAGCCAAUAUCCCCUAUAAGCAAUGGAACCACAGAAAAGAGAGGCAUUGAAUCCAUAGAAGUUGAGGAAGAGGAUUUGGGAAAGAGAAUGAAAGUGGAAUCCUAGCAUUUGGCUGGUUAUGACAGACAUUUAAUUCAACAUUAGUUUUUGAGAAUCCUCCAUUAUUUGGUUGGAUAAGGAUUGAACUUCUAAAUAUGCCAAUUGUUAAGUGAAUUUUGUAACUUUUGUAUCUGUAACUGCAUACUAUUAGUUUUUGGCGAUAUUGAGGUGUAAUAGAUCGAGUUUCAUUCA
This is a messenger RNA of Cryptomeria japonica (Japanese cedar), 1779 nucleotides long. RefSeq names its product NAD-dependent protein deacetylase SRT1. The transcript is spliced from 14 exons. Lineage: Eukaryota; Viridiplantae; Streptophyta; Pinopsida; Cupressales; Cupressaceae. The record is from RefSeq and is a predicted model, not a curated record. Bases 190 to 1593 code for a protein of 467 amino acids. Gene Ontology annotation, molecular function: NAD+ binding.